AUGUCAGGGACCUCUACAACCCAAGGCGAAUCAAGCACCUCAGGAUCAGCCCAGCAGUUAAACAGAUCCUGCGAGUCAUGUCGAAGUCUCAAAGUCCGCUGUCUCCCCAGCCCAUCUACGCCUAAUCAAUGCCAACGAUGUGCUAAAGGCAAGCGAUCUUGUGUCUUCGUGGCACCGCAGAGACGGCGGCCCCGGAAGCGGACGGAUUCCCGCGUCGCCCAGCUCGAGAAGGAGAUGCGGAUGAUGCGUUCGCUGUUAAAAAAUCGUAUCCCUGAAGAAGAAGAAGAUCCGGAUUCCGAUGAUGACAGCGACGCGGAUGAUCAGGAUCAUGAAUCAGCAGAUAUGGAAAGCAGUCUCGCCUUGCGGGACCAUCCGACUCAUUCGUCCGAGGAUGUACGUUAUACGGACUAUUCCCCUGAAUUACUGAAUACCCCGCACCCCGGUACGCAUGAUAGUAGUGCGUUUUCGGGGCCGCCGACUUUCUCAGGUAUGCCAGCUGGCUUUGAGUCAGAGCAUGAGAGGCUUCCUCCGACGCACGAUGUGAUCGAUCGGGGGAUUAUCUCUCUUGAAGAUGCGGAGCAAUUAGUGGCGUAUUUCAUUCACGAACUUGCAUUUUUCUUUCCGUUGAUCGUAUUACCUUCGAAUACCACGGCAGCUCAACUGCGUCAAACAAAGCCAAUACUCUUUCUCUCCGUGAUUGCUGCGACAUCCAUCACCGUCGAUGCAGGCCUGGCAGCCGUGCUGAACCGCGAGAUGGUCCGUCUCUAUGCAGAGCGGUUCUUUAUCGAAGGCGAAAAGUCACUAGAGUUAGUGCAAGCGCUGUUGCUGAUGAUCAUAUUUUAUCUCCCGCCCGCAUCGCCAUUGAAACUGCAGCUUUAUCAGUACACGCACAUCGCUUCGACAAUGGCGCUGGAAAUCGGGUUAGCUAAUAAACGUCGUGUCUCGAAAAAGUCCACUCGCAAGGGCAGCCGGCAGGAGCCGCACGACGAGCUUUUGGCUGAGCAGGCGAGAGCAGUCCUCGGCUGCUACCAUCUCGGUUCAAGUGUUGCGAUGAAAACCCGUCGGCCAAAUCUACUCCAGUUCAAUGACUGGAUGAGCGAGUGUCUCAAACACCUAGAAAACUCGCCACAUCGAACGGAUCAACAUGUGGCAAUAUGGUUCGAGCUCCAACGAAUAACCGACGAAGCAAUGUCUUCAUUCGGUCUGGAUGACACCAGCACCACAUCACCCCUCACCGAGUCGCGGGUCCAAGCCGUGCUGCGCUGGUUUGACAAGCGGAUCGAAACGUGGAAGAAGAACGUCCCAUCAGAAAUGCUCACCAGUAAGAAACGCCAGUCCUCUCGCUUGACUCAUCCAAUACUAACAAAAUCCAUCAAACCAGUUCCCAUGAUCCUUGAAUACCGCUCCACAGCACUAGCAAUGUACGAACUCGGCGUAGGAGAAGGCUACCGCGACCCAGACUCACUAAAGCGACGAUAUUUCACGCUUCCAACCCUCGACGAAGAAAACAACGACAGGGAACCACCAGACGCCACACUCAGCGCAAUCCGCAUCGACAUCAACAUGAAAUGGAUGAACGCCGCACAGGAGCUACUAGACGCCGUGCUGACCUGCAGCACAGACACGCUGCGUAAAAUCCCCAAUCUCAUGUACACCCGGUUCGUCAUGGCCGUGACAUCGCUUCUGAAGAUUCACUUCUCCGUGCGAACCGGUGUUCUCGGCGAAGUCAUCACGCCACAGACCGUGAACGUAGCCUUCUACCUCGACGCCCUAGCCAGCAAGCUAGGCGAGGCCAGCGGCGGGGGCAAAUACAAUAUCCCCAGUCGAUGGUACCACGUCGUGGGCGUCAAGGGUCGGGAUUGGUACGAGCGGCUGGAGAGACGGUAUAGUGGAACGGAAGCUGGUUCUCGGGUUGUAUCGGCGAGUCCAUCGACCGGCACUGCGGAAUCGAUAUCAGGUCCGGCAUCACACUCUAGCCAAGGUCAAGGCCAAAACCAGGAUGCGCAUUUGGGUCAGGUUUCGAAGAUGGAAUCGUUUCCUGUCCCCGUUCCUAUGCCCCCAAUGCAGCCGGUAGACGGCAUGCGCGAUGGGUAUGUAGCAAUGGGUGGCACCGGUAUGUGGGCUAUGGAUAGUGGACAUAACCCGCAUUUCUAUCCCAUGGGCGCGGUGGGAUAUCAGCCUCCUGUCUCGCUGGCGCAGACGUUACCGCCGCAAUUUUCGUAUGAGCCGCAGAGGAUGCCGGCUGCUGCUGGGCAGCAUAUGGCUAGGGCGGGGAUGGAAUUGGAUGGGUGGCUUCCUGAUGGGAGUAUUUUUGGGACGCAGCCAUUGCCUGAGUUUUGA
Molecule: messenger RNA, 2340 nt
Organism: Penicillium griseofulvum
Lineage: Eukaryota; Fungi; Ascomycota; Eurotiomycetes; Eurotiales; Aspergillaceae
Exons: 1
Coding region: 1-2340 (779 amino acids)
Biological process (GO): regulation of DNA-templated transcription; DNA-templated transcription
Cellular component (GO): nucleus
Molecular function (GO): transcription cis-regulatory region binding; zinc ion binding; DNA-binding transcription factor activity, RNA polymerase II-specific
Source: RefSeq, a predicted model, not a curated record